AUGUCUAAAUCUAAUAAAGUCAGUGUAAUAUCAAAUCCUAAUAUAGCAAUUGUAAAAUAUUGGGGAAAAGAAGAUAUUAAUUCUAAUAUAUGUUCCAAUCCAUCUAUUUCAUUCCAAUGCACAAAGCUUAUAACCACAACCAGCAUAUCAUAUAACGAAAAAAAUAAAGAUGAAUUUAUUUUUAAUGGUAAACCUACUAGUCUAAAUAAGAAAAUUAAAUAUAUUGUGAAUUUAUUUAAAAAAAUCAAACAAGACGAGUGCUUUCUUCUCAUUGAAUCAGAGAAUAAUUUUCCGCACAGUUGCGGCGUAGCAUCUUCAGCCUCCGGAUUUUCUGCUUUGGUGCUUGCGCUAGAUAAAUUUUACAAAACAAACUUUUCAGAGAAGGAUCUUAGCAAACUUGCACGCGAGUGUUCUGGUAGCGGAAGCAGAAGUAUACCGAAGGAUAUAGUAUUGUGCAACAAGGAGUACUCUUAUACAAUUGGACAGUGGAAAGAAAUAAAAAUACUGUUGAUUAAAUUAAGUGACGAGGUAAAAAAAGUAAGUAGCACAGAGGGAAUGUGCAGAACACAAGAAACAAGCUUUUUUUAUAGGGAUAGGCUGACCAGGAUAGAUGACAAGAUACAUCUUUGUAAGGAAUACAUCAAGACAAAAGAUCAUAAAAGUUUAUUUAAACUGAUUAUGAGAGAAUCAAAUGAAAUACAUGCAAUUAUGUUUGAGAGUUUUCCACCAAUCAGAUACAUUUCUGAUAAAGGAUUUGAAAUUAUGGAGAUGGUGCAUGAAUUUAAUAAUGAAGAAAUAAAAAUGGCUUAUAGUUUUGAUGCGGGUACAAAUCCAUUUAUUUUUGUUUUAGAAAAGGAUCUAGAAGAGGUAAAGAACUUUUUUAAAAAUUAUGAAAUUAUUGAAUGUAAUUAA
Molecule: messenger RNA, 912 nt
Organism: Vairimorpha ceranae
Lineage: Eukaryota; Fungi; Microsporidia; Nosematidae
Product: diphosphomevalonate decarboxylase
Exons: 1
Coding region: 1-912 (303 amino acids)
Biological process (GO): isoprenoid biosynthetic process; isopentenyl diphosphate biosynthetic process, mevalonate pathway
Cellular component (GO): cytosol
Molecular function (GO): diphosphomevalonate decarboxylase activity; ATP binding
Source: RefSeq, a predicted model, not a curated record